Molecule: messenger RNA, 867 nt
Organism: Canariomyces notabilis
Lineage: Eukaryota; Fungi; Ascomycota; Sordariomycetes; Sordariales; Chaetomiaceae
Exons: 3
Coding region: 1-867 (288 amino acids)
Cellular component (GO): plasma membrane
Source: RefSeq, a predicted model, not a curated record
AUGAAGUUCAUUGGUUUCCUCGCGGCGACGCUCCUCGCUUCGGCGGACGCCCUGCCCGACAUAAUACCCAACAUUAGGGGAACAAAGACCAUCCUAGGGCGCUAUGAGAAAGGAGUGCAACAGCCGUCAGAAACGCCUGUACUCAACAGUCCUAAAGUACAAGGUUGCUUCAAGUCAUCCGGCGAACUGAAAAUGAACAGGACAAUUGAGUUCAACAGUAUCGGCGAGUGCGCCACCAAGGUCUGUUACGUGGGAGGCUAUUCGGUGGCCGGCACCAUGGGCGGGAACCAGUGCUGGUGCGGCAACACAUACCCACCCAAGGAGGACGUGGUUGAGGACAAGAACUGCAACGCCCCGUGCUCAGGCUACGACCAAGAAGCAUGCGGCGGCUCAUUCUUUUGGACCAUUUACAACACCGGCCUGACCUUGGCGGUCAGGUACUCGAACGAGCAGAGCACAUCUACCUCGAGCAGCGCCACGAAGACCGCAGAGCCCACCUCGGUGGUGUCUCUGUCCCAAAGCACGGUCGUUGUUACGCAGCCUCCCGAGAGUGAGGUAGCGACAAGCAGCGGCCCUAACGUGGCCGGCAUUGUCGCGGGCGUAGUUGUGGGCGUCGUCGUGGCCGCUGGCAUCACUGCUGGCGUUUUCUUGUACAUGCGCAAGAAGAGGAACGACGAAAUCGAAGCCGAGCACCGCCGCAACGCCGCCGUCAAUGCAUUCAUGGGCAAGCCGCCGGGAAGCAGUGGCGGUCUUUCCAUGACGGAUUCCCGGUUGGAUCCAGUCAUGGCCCAUAGGAGGAUGAGCGACGGCAGCAUCGCCGACAACCAAGACUACUCCAGGAAAAUCCUCCGCGUCACCAAUGCAUGA